GCCUGACCUGCUGUGCUUCCAGGAAUUCCCUUGCCCCACGAUCCUUCGUUAUAACCUUCCUUCCUGCCUUCAACUCGAACGGGGAGACGGCGGCUUCCAGGCUCCGGGGUGGGAAGGGAGUGGGUAUCGACUUAGCGAGCAGAGAGGCAGCCAUUUUGAGACCUUACUAGAGAACGGAAGGGACCAUAUUGAGAACUCUGAAUGCCUGGGGGCCGCCAUUUUAAGAAUGGGGACGGCGGAGUAGUCCUGUACGGUAAACGCAGUUAUAUGGAGGCUGCCAUAUUGGCAAGAGUCACGUGGCUGCGGCCAUCUUGGAAAAGGAACUGCUAUGGGCGCGGCCAUCUUAGAAGUAAAACCUGCCCCUUUCACAGUAACCCGAGCCAAGCUCCUCCUCUCUAUUACGUACGAUUCCUUAGAGUUCGUCCUCCUGUCUGCGGCUGCCUUCCCGAGUCCCUUCCUAAAUCUACCCCGUACGGCCCCGUUCCUGGGGAUGGCACGCCUCCCACCUUCCGCACCCACCUCCAAAUCUAUUGACUGAUGAUCCUCUCCCCUCAAGAACGGUAACACAGGAGCCGGCCUCUGAGACUCUGGAUGACUUUAUUCUUCAGAUGGCUUUACCCUUCCAAUAGCUCCAGGGACUCUCUAUUCUCCAUAUCCAGGAAAAUGUGAUGAGCUACAGGUAUCAGCUUCGAGAUCACCACUUCACGUUCUAGCCACAAGUGAUUCGAGUGGAAGGUGCAGGGGUAGCGGAGGAACAUGAGGAAGAUGUCUAACGAAAUGGCAGACCAAAGAGAAGAAGGAGAAGCCGGGGAAGAAGAGGAACCACCAGCUGCCUCACCCCAUGGCCAGGGGUGGCGUCCAGGUGGCAGAGCAGCUAGGAACGCAAGGGCUGAACCUGGGGCCAGGCCCCCUGCUCUCCCAGCCAUGGUCAAUGACCCACCACUACCUGCUUUACUGUGGGCCCAGGAGGUGGGCUACAUCUUGGCAGGCCGUGCCCGCAAGCUGCUGCUGCAGUUUGGGGUGCUCCUCUGCACCAUCCUCCUCCUGCUCUGGGUGUCUGUGUUCCUCUAUGGUUCCUUCUACUAUUCCUACAUGCCGACCGUCAGCCACCUCAGCCCCGUGCAUUUCUACUACAGGACCGACUGUGAUUCCUCCACCUCCUCACUCUGCUCCUUCCCUGUUGCCAAUGUCUCGCUGGCUAAGAGUGGACGUGAUCGUGUGCUGAUGUACGGACAACCGUAUCGUAUUACCUUGGAACUUGAGCUCCCAGAGUCCCCAGUGAAUCAGGAUUUGGGCAUGUUCUUGGUCACCAUUUCGUGUUACACCAGAGGCGGCCGCAUCAUCUCUACUUCUUCACGCUCAGUGAUGCUACAUUACCGCUCAGACCUGCUUCAGACACUUGACACGCUGGUCUUCUCUAGCUUCCUGCUGUUUGGCUUUGCAGAGCAGAAGCAGCUCCUGGAGGUGGAGCUCUACUUGGACUACAGAGAGAACUCGUAUGUGCCAACGACUGGAGUGAUCAUUGAGAUCCACAGCAAGCGUAUCCAGCUAUAUGGAGCCUACCUCCGCAUUCAUGCCCAUUUCACAGGGCUCAGGUACCUGCUGUACAACUUCCCGAUGACCUGUGCCUUCAUUGGCGUCGCCAGCAACUUCACCUUCCUCAGCGUCAUCGUGCUCUUCAGCUACAUGCAGUGGGUGUGGGGGGGCAUCUGGCCCCGAAACCAGCUCUCUUUGCAGGUUAACAUCCGAAAAAGAGACAAUCCCGGACGAAGGCUCUCCACCCAUCAGCCAGGUGCAGGGCCCCAAGGCCCAGAGGAGCUAACUCAGUCAGAUGUUCCAGAGGAUGGUGAGAGCCCUGGGGACCCCUCAGGCACAGAGGGUCAGCUGUCUGAGGAGGAGAAGCCAGAACAGCAGCCCCCACGUGGAGAGGAAGAGCCGGAGCCCGAGACCAGUGAUGGUUCAGGCUCCUGGGAAGAUGCAGCUCUGCUGAUGGAGGCCAACCUGCCUGCCUCUGCGCCUGCGCCUGCCUCUGCCCCUGCCCUGGAGACUCUGGGCAGCUCGGAGCCCCUUGUGGGCACUCUCCGCCAGCGCUCCACCUGCUCUAGCUCCUGAAGAGGGCAGAUUCCUUACAUUCCAGCACUUUUUCCACCCGUUUUUCCCCAAUAAACUAUUUUCGUGCCAGCCACUUCCUUGACUCUCUGAGGUGAAUUCAGGGCAGUUAUUUGAAAACCCUGUGUUCCCUGGGUACCCCCUCGCCCCGCAUCCUGACUGAAGGAGGUUGUCAAGGGCUACCGAUGGGGA
Molecule: messenger RNA, 2301 nt
Organism: Trichechus manatus latirostris (Florida manatee)
Lineage: Eukaryota; Metazoa; Chordata; Mammalia; Sirenia; Trichechidae
Gene: BSCL2
Product: BSCL2 lipid droplet biogenesis associated, seipin
Exons: 13
Coding region: 757-2112 (451 amino acids)
Biological process (GO): lipid droplet organization; lipid storage
Cellular component (GO): endoplasmic reticulum membrane
Source: RefSeq, a predicted model, not a curated record